This is a messenger RNA of Serendipita indica DSM 11827, 1164 nucleotides long. The record is from the annotation of a GenBank genome assembly. NCBI's taxonomy places the organism in Eukaryota, Fungi, Basidiomycota, Agaricomycetes, Sebacinales, Serendipitaceae.
AUGUUUGAGCGACUGCCUUUCGACGUUGUGACUCUCCUCUGUCGAGAGGUUUUUGUGCAAUCUCAGGAUCCAACACACAGACUCGCUGGCAAGCGAGUAAUUGGACGUCGCGUUGUCCAUCCUUCUGCGUAUACGGGACACGACGACCCAUUGGUCGCACUCUCGUCGGUCAACAAGCGCACACGAGACGCCGCCGAGCCGUUCUUGUUUCAUACCAUUGCGUUUGGAAGAACAUGGGAGCGCAUCGGAGCACAUCGUUGGGAAAUUGCGCGAAAGCGAAUGCUACGAAUGCUCUCCAAACCGUCGUUGAGAACGCUCGUCAAGGUUUUCAAGUUUGAGUGUUCUGCCGAUGCACCAUGGGAUGAAAUGAAGCAAGAUCGCCCGCGCUUUUGGGAGGCGUUUGUCCAGGUCCUCAAGCAUUUACAUAGCGUGGAGACAGUCUACCUCGGUUUAUUUACUCAAGAGCUCGAUUCGUGUCCUCGAAUCUUUGCACCUUCGCCUGGCAGACGACGUGCACUUCGAGAUAUGUUUGACGAUCAAGUGGUGCAAACUGAGCGUACCGAGAGGGGCCUCUUGGGUACCUGUGUUCCUUUCGUGAGUGACAGUACUGUCCUUGCGCUGGAUUACGAGCUCUUGCCGCUGCAAGAUACCGAGAGCCCAUUGUUCCCCAAUGUUAGGACGGUCCACCUUUAUCGAGGGUCACAGUGGUUUGCGAGACACUGUCCAAGUCUAAAAAGUUAUGUAGACUGUGGGACUCACGAGAGCCAGUUUUUGAUGCUGGGCCAGCUCGUCUUAUCCCCAUCAUUGAUUCGCUGCUUGAAGCUGCGGCAAGAGUUUUCAACACAGCUCUUUAGAGAACUGGCCGUCUUCUCCGCAUUGGAAGAGCUCUCAGUCUGGAUACCCCCUGGGGGGGAUGUGUGGUACAAUAGUACGACUGAUAGUCUAAGCCGAUUGACCAAUCUGAGGCGGCUCUGCCUCGUAAAGCCAUCAGCCAGGACCCUGUAUUCUUCUGGUGGACAGAACUUUCAAGAAGUUGCAAAAAAGUCUCUCAACGCCAUCGAACAGAGUUGUCCAUCCAUUGUCUAUCUCAAGGUGGGCGAGUUUGAGCAUGUCCGAGAGCACGGAGAGGAAUCGUUCACUAUCAAGAAUCUUGUUGCUUGCUAG